Molecule: messenger RNA, 1573 nt
Organism: Trichoderma atroviride IMI 206040
Lineage: Eukaryota; Fungi; Ascomycota; Sordariomycetes; Hypocreales; Hypocreaceae
Product: ribosomal protein P1
Biological process (GO): cytoplasmic translation; translational elongation
Cellular component (GO): ribosome; cytosolic large ribosomal subunit
Molecular function (GO): ribonucleoprotein complex binding; protein kinase activator activity; structural constituent of ribosome
Source: RefSeq, a predicted model, not a curated record
CUACAGCCUUUUGUGGUGAUAAUUGAUUUGUCCAUAACCACUACUCUCUUCUCGUGCAGACUUGACAUCUUCCCAAAUCCGCACAGACAAAUCUCACACAAUGUCUACCGCCGAGCUCGCUUCUUCCUACGCGGCCCUGAUCCUCGCCGACGAUGGCGUUGAGAUCACCGCCGACAAGCUUCAGACCCUGAUCACCGCCGCCAAGGUCGAGGUUGAGCCCAUCUGGACCUCCAUCUUCGCCAAGGCUCUGGAGGGCAAGGACAUCAAGGACCUCCUGGUCAACGUCGGCUCUGGUGGCGGUGCUGCUGCCGCUCCUGGUGCUGCCGCUGCCGCUGGCGGUGCCGCCGCUGAGGCCGCUCCCGAGGAGGAGAAGGUUGAGGAGAAGGAGGAGUCCGACGAGGAUAUGGGUUUCGGUCUUUUCGACUAAACAGCCAACAUCAUCUGUUGCGGCGACUGUUUUCUCUAUUGCUUCUUUGUACUUCAACUGCAGGGCACUUCGGAGUCUUUAUACACAUCGAUGGAUGCAUUCAGGAUGGAGUGGGCGCCUAUAUCCCGCGUCCUGGGCAGAGUAGCUUUUUUCAUAAGGAUAAUAUGAUUAAUGCUCUCACACGACGGAGUUCACGCACGGAAGGGACAAAUGGUCAACUGAAUGACUCGGGAAGAAUAAAAAGAAAUUUUUUUGAUCACAUUUUUUGGAAUUUUCUUGGUGACUUUUGAACUUGAUGGGAUUGGAAAAGAACAUUUGAGAUUGAUGCUCGUGGACGCUAUGUUCAUCUAGUGGUUAAAGCUCUUGAAUGUGCAACCCUUGGUUCGACAAAAGCGAAAAGGGUGCUCCCGCAGCCAGCCUGCGUUCAGUGCCUCCUCGUAUUCCCUCCCUGCCAGCAGAUCCAUCCUCAACGGCAUUCCAAAGCAGUCUAUUUUACAAUAACCACAGAUGAAGGGACAAAUCCAGCCUCCUUUAGCGUCUUGGACAUGUCCAAAUCGCCCUGGAACGUCUUUCGGGGGAACGUAGUCGUAAAUGUCGUCACCGGCUGUCCAGUCUCGCUCUGUAUCUGUUGCGCAAGCUCAAACAGCGUCGUCUCUGCGGGUAGCGUCUUCAUGAUAUUGCCCGAGUCAGUCUGCAGCUUUAGCUUCGCCUCUGUGUGAUCUGCCUUUGGUCGGGGGGCUGCAGCGGCAGCGGCCGGCGCAGCAGCAGAAGAGGAAGAUGCGGCUUCGGGAGCUCUGCCUUCGCGGGCAGCUUUGGCCUCUUCGGCCUUGCGGCGACGCUCGGCCCUAUCUUCUUCGAUCUUGGCCUUGAUUCGUUUCUUGGCCUCGGCUUCCUCAAGCUUCUCCUUGCGCUUUUGCAUGGCCUCCUUGAUUUGCUCUUUUCGUGCAAGUUCCUCCUUUGCCUCCUGGGUUUCCUUUGUGGAUUUUUGUCGGAUUUUCUUUGCGCUUUGCAUCUUCCUUGUCCUUGUCUGCCUGAGCGGCCUUCUUCGCCUGGAGUCGCUCUCUCAGCUCUUCGAGCUUUGCCUUCUUCUCAUCUUCUGUCAGGGGUGCAAUCUCCUCAGUAGACUCGGAGAAAUCUGUAUGCUCA